CGCACCGCAAACAGCGUGUACAAAGCCGGCGGACUACGCGCCCAUAGCGCAGCAUCGCGUCACAUCACUGAAGUGUCGCGGUCUCCUGCUCCGGCGACUAGUUGCAGCCGGCGAGUCCCCUCGUCACGCGUUCACGGCGGUCAUCAAGCCGUAAUUGACCUUACAAGAACAUCAGAAUGAAGAGUAUGAUGAUAAACAUACCAUUAGCGGUGCUUGCGACGGCGUUACUGUGCCAGUCGAAAACAGAAGCUGCCACUACUGCUGUCAAGUUUUGCGGGCGCCAAUUGGGCGAAAUCAUGAGCAGAGUUUGCCACGCAUACAAUAGUCCCUCUUGGGACGUACCUACUGUGGUAGAGCAAACGGGUGCCGUGGUGCGGCGGAAACGGCAACUAGGCAUAGCAGAUGAAUGUUGUACAAUAGGAUGUACAUGGGAACAACUUAGUAAAUAUUGUUCCAUCAGUGCAUAUUCCGAAUCUCCCCUGGAUGACUUAGAAGCGCAUAUGAUAGCAGAUCGUUCGGCUGAACAGGAUGGACCAUCAGCGCCAGCGAUGUUGGGCACGGACAGCACAGCAAGCAGCAGCACAGGCUCAGCUCGCACAGGAAGGGCCGGCUCGGCGCGGCGCGAGGUGGGACGCGCUCGGAGUCGCGGGUACGGGCGCGCUCGGGCACGGGGCCGCCGGUGUUGGUGCCGGCGCAAGCGCCGCUCGGGCCGACGGCGAUCCACUCUCAUGGGUAACACGCGCCUCGUAAAAAGUGUAGCCCGCGCUGCGCCCGUGGUAGGCACCGUGUCGCCCCUUCUAACAUGGGGCCGGACUCUAAACACUGACUUGCCGGCAGCGGACCAAGACCGGUACGCGUACAUUGCAGUCUAUACAUAAUUAAUUUGAGUGGUCGACAGGAGAAACAGCACAUGAAACAUAUUCUAAUUUCGAGGAGUAUAAUUAUAUACAUAAUUAUUAUUAUUUAGAAUUAAUAAAAAUCCGUGUUCAUUUUUAAUUAGAUUCCAUGGCUUGGUGGAUUAUUUUGCUCUGGCUAUGUGAAAAUAGGAUAAGAAUAAUGUGUUCCGUGUAACAUAUCAAUGUUUAACACUUAUUUGUGACUGUUAAUAGUAUCUGAACACAUAACUUGUCUAUAUAUGUCAUAUUUUUGACAAAUAUAUGUAUCUAUGUCAAAAAUAGUUAUUAAUUUUCUACAUAGGACUUCACAGUGUAUAAUAAUUAAUUCCUGUUUAUUACUACUAUUUUUCAGGUAACAUAAUUUAUUAGGGGUUUUCGAACAAAAGCCAUAGCAUAUUAUUAUAAAAAAACCGUCAAUAUCAGAUUAAUUUAUGUAAAAGUUAUAUCUUUAUGUGUUAAUAUAAUAUGUAUUAAUAGAACAUAAUAUAGAGACAAUUAUUAAACAACUAGUAGUUAGUAAU
Molecule: messenger RNA, 1417 nt
Organism: Achroia grisella
Lineage: Eukaryota; Metazoa; Arthropoda; Insecta; Lepidoptera; Pyralidae
Exons: 5
Coding region: 177-878 (233 amino acids)
Cellular component (GO): extracellular region
Molecular function (GO): hormone activity
Source: RefSeq, a predicted model, not a curated record